UGUAUAGUAUGACGUAACACUACGCUCAAAAAUCCCCGCGAAAAUCUCCGAGAAAAACAAAACUGCCAGAAAUUGAACAAGAAGAAGAAGACGAAGAGAAAAACAGAAACCAAACAGGGGGUCAUGGUCCAGGUGUUUCACGUCGUCAGGUGUUUCUCCUGUCAGAGCUUCCAGGUUCAACAGGUGAAGAAGGUGAAGAAGUGGAGCUGUAAGCUAUGUGGAGAGAAACAGACGCUGGUCAAGGAGUUUGGGCGGGGCUCUGGGGCUGACUGCAGGCGCCAUGUUCAGAAGCUGAAUGCCAUGAGAGGAGCUGUGUUGGAGGAGCAGGAGCAUGCAGCCUGGUCACUAUGGGAGCAAGCAGAGGAGGAGGCGGAGCCUGAGGAGGAGCAGCAGGUGAGUCACACUCAGGUGAGCCGCUGGAGUAAAUACCUUGCCAACCCCGAGGAGGCGGAGGCUGAGGAAGAUGAGGAUGGUUUGUUUGACAGGAAGCAGCUCCAUGGCAACGGCAUGAAUGAAAGGAAGAGGAAGAGAGGAGGGGCUCCCAGCUGCUCACCUGAACAGGAGGACACGCCCCCUCCUACCAGGACCAGCAUAGCCAGCCAGAACCAGUCCUGCCUCUACACAGAGAAGGCUCCUCCCACCAGACAGGUGGUCCCUCCCGCCGAUCACCUGCCCCCUCCCUCUAAACGGCUGACUCCUCCCUCUGCAGGUAGUGGGUGCGUCUCCAGGUGGGCUCGUUUCAUUGGCUCUGAACAGAGGGAGGGGGAGGAUUCUCAGGGCAUUGGCUUGGAUCCUUCUGUGGGCGGAGCUUCUGUUUCGCCUGACUCUGAUGUCAUUGGUCAGACCCUACCUGUCCACAGACCCCGUCUCCUAAGUCCAUUCUCCCCCCUAUUUGAUAGUGGGGAGGACUUUAUGAUUGAUGACUUCCUGUAGAAUUAACCCGCUAAGCUCUGCCCACUGAUGGGCCAAAGACCAAUCAGCUCAGGUUAUUAAAUCCUCUAGUUUUAAAUAUUUAUGGUUUAAUUUUAUUUAGAUGUACAGUUUACUGAAACCUGAUCAUCAUUAGUCAUAUCCUGUCUUCGGCUAUUUUUAGGGGUGUGAUGAGAUCAAAAUACCAUGAGAUUUGGUGAGGCUAAAGCUGAGCUAAGAGUCUGCAGUGAUAUUCAGAGUUAGGGCUGUUGUUAUGGAGCUGAAAUCUUCAGUGACUUUCACCUGAAUUGGACCUAAUCUGCUCUUGCAUCCUGUCAGCCCUACUGUUCAUUUACUGAUCUGUUCAUUUAUUGAUCAGUUUGUUACCUGUUAUUUUAUUGAUCUGUUGAGCUUUACAGAUGAGUCAAAACUUGUUUGUUUGUUGAUGCUUUUAUUGAUCAGAUAAACAUCAUGACAGAGAUAAUAAAGACGUAGAAACAGUGA
This is a messenger RNA of Cheilinus undulatus (humphead wrasse), 1413 nucleotides long. Its product is annotated as MRN complex interacting protein. Bases 124 to 933 code for a protein of 269 amino acids. The record is from RefSeq and is a predicted model, not a curated record. Gene Ontology annotation, cellular component: nucleus. The transcript has 7 exons. Gene Ontology annotation, biological process: mitotic G2 DNA damage checkpoint signaling. NCBI's taxonomy places the organism in Eukaryota, Metazoa, Chordata, Actinopteri, Labriformes, Labridae. Gene Ontology annotation, molecular function: chromatin binding.